Molecule: messenger RNA, 1995 nt
Organism: Schistosoma spindalis
Lineage: Eukaryota; Metazoa; Platyhelminthes; Trematoda; Strigeidida; Schistosomatidae
Source: the annotation of a GenBank genome assembly
AUGAAGUGCCCACUGACAACUCAAUUUAAGGAACUUAUUUCUGUUUUAAAGCCUGGUGAACUGUCAAAUUCCAAGAUGAGCUCUUCUAACACAAUUAGUCCUGGGAUGUUUCGAAAUGUGUUUGUCGAACGUUGUCCUCGAUUCAGUGGAUUCGGGCAACAUGAUAGCCAUGAAUUAAUUCGUGCUCUAUUGGACUGCUUAAAACAAGAAGAACUUUCACGCUGGAAGAAGGGAAUUUUACUCAAACUCAAUGUUAACCCAAAAGACGUUCGUGAUGAUGAGAAAGAGUCUAUUCGCAAUUGGGGAAAAGCAGCUUCCAUAGCCACGAUUAUAGACCGACUUUUCGGCGGGAUUCUUGUCAGUACAAUACAGUGUUGUUGUUGUGGUACUGUUCGGCCUAAAUUUGAACCAUUUCUGGACCUUUCAUUGUCUGUUUCUGAUACCAGUCUUUCAAAACGCAAUAUAAAUGAUUCUGUGUCUAAACAGCAUUCUAAAGGUACCUCCAGUUCCAAACAACUUCGAAAAAAGGAACGUAAACGUAAAACUCAAAAACAACGAAAACGUCAAAAUUUUAUACAUGAUCAUCAAUCAGAUCAGGAAUGUUUAGAUCAGUGCAGUUCAGAUUCAGAUAGUCCAAAAACAAAACAUAUUGAUCAUUCACCAUUGGAUACAUUUAUUGCAAAGUGUUGUGCUGAUGUAACAACUCUAGAUGUGGAUAGUAAGCGAGUAGAGAAUGUGAAUGGGGAUCUUGGCGUAGAUGAGCAUCAACAUGAAGAUAAUAAUGGUAACGAUGAUGUAAAUAAGAAUGGGGAGAAUUUGUCGAAUUCGAAUGAAUGCGAGCUUUCAAGUGAAACAUUAAACCAAAGUUUUUGUGAUGAAGAAGCAUCCUCAGACGGAAAUUGUGCAGAUGGUGAAGGUAGUGAUCAAUGUGACAGUGUUGUAUCAUUACAAGUCAUUACAAAUAAUUGUGAUGAAAAUAUACAACAAACAGAGAUGAAUAAUAAUAAUAAUACAGCACAGAUUACUUGUGAAUUAGAUAGACUAUGCUUGAAUACAGUUUCAUCAUUUUCAUAUGAUUCCAAUGAAUUAAAUCAAGCUAUUCAUUAUGCACAAAUUCCACUUGGUCAAAAUAAAAGUAAUAAUUCCACAAAAGAUGGUGUUAUAUCUAUUUAUGAAUGUCUUUCAAAAUAUACUUCUGCUGAAUUAUUAACAGGAUCUAAUCGUUUAAUUUGUGAUGUAUGCACAAAACAAAAUUCAUUAAAUAAUGAAUUGGAAUAUAAGUUGAAUAGUGAAACAAUGAAUAAACAAACGCCUAGCAACAACAACAACAACAACAACAAGAACAGUAACAAGCCAGACAUUUUACAAGAUGUUAUCAAACGUGAUUUAAUCUAUAAACCUCCACCGAUUCUCACAAUACAUUUGAAACGAUUUCAACAAGUUGGUGUUCAAUUACGAAAAUCUCAGAAACGUAUUCAUUUCCCAAUCUACUUGGAUAUCACUCCUUUCUGUUCUGUUCUCGCUAUGACUCGUUCCAAUCAGAUUCGUUAUCGUCUUUACGGUGUAAUUGAACAUACUGGACAUUUAACUUCUGGUCAUUAUGUAGCUUAUAUAACUUUACCAAAAUCAUACACUAAUUCUAAUUCUAAUAAUAAUCAAUCAGAUCAUAUAGAAAAUCAAUUUAUUGGCUCAUUAAAUCGUUCACCUAAAUGGCCUUUAUCUAUUAAUGAUUUAAUUCAACGUCUUCGUCGAUGUGAUCAUCAUCAUCAUCAUCAAUUGUUAUUGUCAUCAUCGAAUAGUUUUAUAUCUUCUAACCAAAAUGUCAACAAUACUAUCAAUCAUUCAACAAAUCAUAAUAAUGAUAUGGUUAAUGAACAUGAUAAUAAUGAUUCACUUCAAUGGUUCUAUUGUUCCGACAAUCAUAUCACACGUGUAUCUCAAUCAACUGUGCUGAAUUGCCAGGCUUAUGUUUUAUUUUAUGAACGUAUUGAAUGA